This is a messenger RNA of Musa acuminata subsp. malaccensis (wild Malaysian banana), 3023 nucleotides long. RefSeq names its product probable ADP-ribosylation factor GTPase-activating protein AGD14. Gene Ontology annotation, molecular function: GTPase activator activity. Lineage: Eukaryota; Viridiplantae; Streptophyta; Magnoliopsida; Zingiberales; Musaceae. The record is from RefSeq and is a predicted model, not a curated record.
GGCGCUGCUCCUUCCGUCCGUAGCCAAAGAAAUAAAACAUUAGCAGCUCCGACCCCUCCCUCCGUCUCGUCGCCUUCUUCCCCCGUUCCCUGGCCAUCGAUCCAACCCUACGGCAGGAAUCCUGAUUUUUCGGGGCCGGAGGAGAUCGCGUGGGAGUGGCGAGUGUAGAUUGCCGAUCGAUCGCUGGUGGGUCGGGUCGGGUCGGGUCGGGUUGGUUGACGCGAGGAAGCUAGGGAUUCCGAGAUCCGACUUUUCCUUGCUCGCUGAGACAUCUUUGGUGUUUAUAUUUGCGUUUGGGGGGCUGACUCUUCUGGUUCCCCUUCCUUAGAUCCUCGAAUUGGCGCCACCCUACGGGAGUCAAUUUGUCUAGGUUUUGAAGCUGCAAGUUGAUUUUUCUUUGGAAUUUGCUUGAAAAUGAGUAGUAAAAGGGAGGAGGUGAGGAAUGAGAAGAUCAUUAGAGGUCUUAUGAAACUGCCGCCCAACAGGAAAUGUAUUAACUGUAACAGCCUGGGUCCCCAAUAUGUGUGCACAAAUUUCUGGACCUUCGUUUGUAUCGUGUGCAGCGGGAUUCACCGUGAGUUUACGCACCGUGUGAAGUCUGUUUCUUUGGCAAGAUUUACCACACAAGAAGUAGAGGCUCUCCAAAGGGGUGGCAAUCAGCUUGCAAGAGAAAUUUAUUUAAAAGAUUGGGACAUGCAGAGGAUGAGAUUUCCAGAUAGCAGUAAUGCUGACAAAAUUAGGGAAUUUAUAAAAGAUGUCUAUGUGAAUAAGAAAUAUGCUAGGGGGAAUUCCACAGGCAAGCCAUCUAGAGACAUUGAGAGCUCCAAGAAUCACGAAUUAGAACAGAGGAGAGCCAGUUCUUACCAUUCUUUUUCUCAGAGCCCUCCUUAUGAGUAUCAGUAUGAGGACAGGCGCUAUGGAAAACAAUUUGGCAUGUUAAACAGAAAGCCAGGUUCCAAUCAAGGGCAUUAUGAUGGGAAAACGGGUAGCUCCAUAUAUAGUUCAAGUCAUGUAACAUAUGAAGACAGAUUUGCGAAUGAAAGUUCUGGUUCAAGAAUGUCAGACUUCUCCAUUUCUAGUGCAGGUGAUACAUUCAAAUAUGAUGUCCAGUCACUAAGUUCUCAAGAUAAUGGGUGUUGCAGCCCUUCUUUAUACCUGUCAAGGGAUGCCAUACAUAAAGAUGCAAAGCAACAAACAUUGAAUCAGUUUACUGAGACAAAUGCUAAAAGGAAUUUAGAUGGGAUGCGAUGUCCUAAGAGAACCUCAUCUGCUGGCAGCUUUGGUUCCUUGGAUAGCAGCUCUAUUUCUCAUAGAUCAUUUAGUCCAGCGAAUGCAGUAGAUAUUGCUCUGGAGCCUGUGCAUUCAAGUGGAAUCCAGCAGGCAAAAGCAACUAUAUUUUCUUCUACACAGUCAUCUGCUUCCAUUGUUACUGGGAACAAGGAUCUAUUGAAUUCAUCAUUCGUACAACAACCAAUGAGUACAUCUCCAUCCAUAGAUUUGUUUGCCAAUUUUAAUAACCAAUCUUCAUCUUUAAGCCCUUUUGAGCACAAACCUAAUUCAUUGGGUGUAGUAGAUGUUGUCUUGGAGUCUGUGCAUUCAAGUGGUACACAGCAGGCAAAGACAUCUACAUUCUCUUCUGCUCAGUCACCUGCUUCUAUUCAUACUGGGAACAAGGAUAUAGUCGGUCCAACAUUUGUACAGAAGCCAAACACUUCAUCUACAUCUGUUGAUUUGUUUGCUGACCUUAGUAAUCAACCUUCAUCUACAAUCCCUAUCGAGCACAGAUCAGCAGCAGAUCCAGUCCCACAAAAUGAUGGAUGGGCUACGUUUGACCUACCUCACCAUGUAGGAGUUGAUUCUGCAAUGAGUCCAGUUAUCUCUGCUGUAGAGCUUUCUGGUAGUGGAGCACCCAAGGAAAGGGUGGGUGGAUGGGUAUCUCCAGAAAACGACUCAGGUUGGUUUCCAUUUCAAAAUCCUCUCGCUCCUGGACCCAUGACAGUUACAUCUGGCCAGUUGCAUUCAGAUCUACAAGAACGCACAAGAUCUGCCGAUCAAAACAACUCACAGUUGUGGAACACCUUUGAUGAUUCAACUAAGAAAGUACCUCAGGCAUCAGUUGGGGGUCUACCACAGAAUAGUAUAUCAUGGAUUCAUGUGCCUGACUUUGCAUUGCAUGAUACAAAUGUUGCUCUAAAAGUAAUGCAGGAUUUUGAUAAGGAUGGGUUUCAAAGGUCAGCUAUGGAUGCUGGAAACCCUUGUCUUGAUCAGCCAGUGGGUGUUGUUGCAGGAUCACCUUUGUCAUUAUUGGUUAAGCCGGGAGGGGUUGAUCAACCACAAAAAUCAACAAAUCCUUUUGAUCUUCCAUAUGAUGCACACUUGGAACCCAUGAAUGCGUUCUUGGAUAUGAGCUCCUUAGAAACUGCAUUACCAAGCACACAGUUGAUCAAUGAUUACCUUGCUGGUGUAGCUCAACCCUGGAAUUCUCAGAAUGCGGCUGCAACAUAUAUUUCUUCUCUCCCUGAAGGAGGGUUGCAAUACAUGUCCGGGCAAGGACCAAGUUCUCAUUUUCCCAAGUUCCCUCCCCAAGGCCCUGGUGCAUCUGUUGGUGGGAAUCCAUUCGCGUGAGUUCUAGCAACACAACUACAUUACCCAGUUGCUUCAAGUGAAUUUGCUUAACUGGGUCAUCAAUUUCACAUGUUCACUUGCGCGAGGGAUGGUCGUUCUAAAUUUAGUGUUCUGCAGUUCAUAUUCUUUUUGUGGGUUAUGAUUGUGUCCUGUAUUAGCUUUGGUGGGAGGCUCUGCUCAUUAGGAGCGCGUAGGUCACUGUAAGUUUGAAGCAUUGGUGGUUUUGAUUGCAUCAAAGAUUCAAUCUGAUAAGAGGCAGUUUCGGCCUAUCCUGUCGUCGUCUCUCAUAUUUGGUCAUUCUUUGACUCAGUAGACUGUUGUGAAAUCAUGGCUUAUCGUCCAAGUCAUGUAGAUUCUUUUUAAUAUGAGGCUUCAACUUGUUGCAACAUUAUCAAUAA